Messenger RNA from Eutrema salsugineum, 2646 nucleotides. RefSeq names its product histone-lysine N-methyltransferase, H3 lysine-9 specific SUVH3. Bases 235 to 2370 code for a protein of 711 amino acids. Gene Ontology annotation, molecular function: histone methyltransferase activity; zinc ion binding; protein binding. Lineage: Eukaryota; Viridiplantae; Streptophyta; Magnoliopsida; Brassicales; Brassicaceae. The record is from RefSeq and is a predicted model, not a curated record. Gene Ontology annotation, cellular component: nucleus. The transcript is spliced from 4 exons.
CUUUUUUUCACUCUUUCUCGUCAGAAUUCGUCGUCUCUGUUCUUGCAUCCUCCUCAGUUUUCUCUCUCUCUCUCUCUCAUUCUUUUUUUUUUUUUUAAGUCGGAGCCCUAAUUUCUAAUUCUCUCGUCUUGGCCAGAGAACAACCCACAAGGUCACUAGGCAAGGUGUGUCCGAGGGGGCUAUGCAGUUGUGAUAUUUAUUUUAUUUGACAGCUUUGGAAUAGGAGUUUUAGCAAUGGAAGGAGUUCCAGGGGUCAAUACUGUUCCAAAUCCAAACCAUUAUGACAAGUCAAUAGUGCUAGAUGUAAAACCGCUGCGAAGUUUGAGACCUAUUUUUCCAAAUGGUAAUCAAGGUCCACCAUUUGUUGGAGGUCCACCUUUUGGCUCUUCUUCUUCUGAGUAUUCUCCUUUCUUUCCGUUUGGAGGACAACAGCCAACGCAAGAUACUCCAGAUCUCAAUCAAACCCAGCACACGCCUCCUCCAUCAUUUGUUCCACCUCUUCAAUCAUAUAGAACACCUACUGCAUCAAAUGGCCCCAGCAGCUCCAGUGGAACUAAAAGAGGAGUUGGUCGUCCUAAGAAAACUAGUGGUGUCAAUACACCUCCUCCAUCAUUUGUUCCACCUCUUCGAUCAUAUGGAACACCUACUGUAUCAAAUGACCCCAGCAGCUCCAGUGGAACUAAAAGAAAAGUUGGUCGUCCUAAGGGAAGUACUGGUGCGAAGAAAAAACAGGAGAAGUCUGUGCCCAAAGAGCCUAAUUUGGAUGUUCAGGUAGUGAAAAGAUUCAGUGCAGAUUUUGACAGCGGGAUCAGUGUAGCAGAGCGAGAAGAUGGAAAUGAGGAGUUAGUAAGCAGCGUGUUGAUGCGUUUUGAUGCAGUUAGGAGGCGGCUCAGCCAAGUAGAGUAUGCAAAGGCCGCGACUUCGAAAGCAGCAGGUACUUUGAUGAGCAAUGGGGUGCGGACAAACAUGAAGAAGAGAGUUGGGACAGUUCCUGGAAUUGAGGUUGGGGAUAUCUUCUUUUCUCGGAUAGAGAUGUGUUUAGUGGGUCUUCACAUGCAGACUAUGGCUGGCAUUGACUAUAUAACAAGUAAGGUCGGGGCAGAUGAAGAGCCUUUAGCUACUAGCAUUGUUUCAUCUGGACGUUAUGAUGGUGAAGCCCAGGAUCCUGAGUCUUUAAUUUAUAGUGGACAAGGCGGCAAUGCAGACAAGAACGGACAAGCAUCUGAUCAGAAACUUGAAAGGGGUAAUCUGGCAUUAGAGAAAAGCUUGAGGAAGGGCAAUGGAGUAAGAGUCAUACGAGGGGAAGAGGAUCCAGCUAGUAAAACAGGAAAGAUCUAUAUUUAUGAUGGACUCUAUUCUAUCUCAGAGUCAUGGGUGGAGAAAGGGAAAUCCGGUUGCAACACAUUUAAAUAUAAAUUGGUGAGACUACCUGGUCAGCCACCUGCUUUUGGCGCCUGGAAAUCUGUUAAGAAGUGGGAGCAAGGUUUGACUACAAGAACAGGCCUUAUCCUUCCAGAUCUCACUUCAGGAGCUGAAAGUAAACCUGUUUCGCUUGUGAAUGACGUUGAUGAGGAGAAGGGACCUGCUUACUUUACCUACAUCUCCUCUCUAAAAUACUCGGAAACGUUUAAACUAACUCAGACCACAAUUGGUUGUUCUUGUCAUGGCUCAUGUGCACCGGGAGAUCUUAACUGCUCUUGCGUCCGAAGAAAUGGCGGUGAUCUCCCUUACCUUAAUGGGACUAUGCUUGUUUCUCGGAGGCCAAUGAUAUAUGAAUGUGGCCCAACUUGUCCAUGUCAUGCCAAUUGCAAAAACAAGGUGAUUCAGACAGGACUGAAAGCUCGCCUGGAAGUGUUUAAGACAGCCAAUCGUGGUUGGGGUUUACGUUCGUGGGAUCCCAUCCGAGCUGGUUCUUUCAUAUGUGAAUAUGCUGGUGAGGUCAAAGACAAAGGGAAGUUUAGAGCGGACCAAGAAGACGAUGAGUUUGUCUUCGACACAUCGCGUGUUUAUAACACAUUUAAGUGGAAUUAUGAGCCUGCAUUAGUAGAUGAAGACCCUUCAGAUGAAGUCCCCGAGGAGUUUAAUCUCCCAUCACCACUCUUGAUCAGUGCCAAGAAUUUCGGAAAUGUAGCUCGGUUCAUGAACCACAGUUGCUCUCCCAACGUUCUGUGGCAGCCAGUUAUUUGUGAAGGAAACGGUGAAUCGGUUGUCCACAUUGCUUUCUUUGCCAUUCGUCACAUUUCUCCAUUGGCAGAAUUGACAUAUGACUAUGGGGUCUCCCCUACAUCCGAGGCUAGCAUUGGGAGCUUUAUACAUGGAAAGAGGAAAUGUCUCUGUGGAUCUGUGAAAUGUCGUGGUUCAUUCGGAUAAUCUGAGACCUGGAAGAAGAUCUCAACGUGUGUAGCAAAGUAGAAAGGGGUGGCUUUUGUUGUGCCCUUAGUUCUUCUUCUUAAAUAGUUGCUGUUUUUGAAAACUGUGUAUGCAUUUGCAUGUUCUGUGGCGAUGCAUACACAUCUAACGUGUUUUGUAUUGGCUUUAGGUUCCAUGCGCUCAUGAAUUGGUAAAAAUAAACUCUAUAGAGCGAUUCAGUUAUGUUUUAAAGCUUUUUGUAACCAGUCGACUUUAAUAAUGAGAAGAAAUAAAAAA